AUGAAGCUUUUCCUCCUGGUCGUGCUUGGCAUCGCCCUGUGCACAGAAAGUGCUUUCUCCCUGACCUGCUUCUCCUGCAAAGAUGCAACUUCCAACAUCCAUUGUCUCAGCACCACCAAAUGCUCGGAGAACGAGAAGUAUUGUCUGACAACCUAUUCCACCUCAGGAACUGGCAAUGACCGGACCCAGCGAAUCACCAAGAAAUGUUCUGCAUUUUGCCCAACAAUUGACCUGAACAUCGGCAUAGCUGGAGUUGCCACCAGCUGCUGCGAGACCUACUUGUGCAACAUCAGUGGGGCCAGCAGUGUGAAAACCAGUUCCACCAUCCUCACCCUGGGUGUCCUGGCCAGUCUUGCCUGCAUCCUCAGGAUGGGUUUUUGAGGGGUUUUUUUUGUCUGUUUGUUUGGGUUUUUUUUUUUUUUUUUGUGGUUUUUUUUUAUUUUUUUGGGAAAAUGAGCUGCUUGGCUUUGCAUGGCAUGGUUCAAGCUGCGCUCCAUCAGGUGGAAAUGCUGUCCUGUGCCUUCCUACCUGGAAGGUCACCUCCUAUCAGGAGAUAUUUUUGCUCUUUCCACACUCUGAUGACAAUA
Cinclus cinclus is the source of this 587-nucleotide messenger RNA. RefSeq names its product lymphocyte antigen 6E-like. Gene Ontology annotation, molecular function: acetylcholine receptor inhibitor activity. Bases 1 to 381 code for a protein of 126 amino acids. The transcript is spliced from 3 exons. The record is from RefSeq and is a predicted model, not a curated record. NCBI's taxonomy places the organism in Eukaryota, Metazoa, Chordata, Aves, Passeriformes, Cinclidae.